UUUACCCUCUCAACCCGCCUGCAAACGUCACGUUGACCGUCUGUAACCUCGAACUGCUGAGUGGAUUUGCUGUGAUUCAAUCAAGUUGUGCCCUAAGUCGUUUAUGGCCCGUCACAAUCAGAUCAAGCUCGCUGUCUUGUCGCUUGAUGGUUGUGAUAGCGCAGCCACAUGGCCAUGCUUCAAUCCAUCUUACAGCUUUACUACGCACCUGACAGGAGUCCACCCAAUCACCUUCCCCCCUGGAUUCUUACCCACUUUUUCUUUAAUGGAGUAUCCUGCCGCGACCACUUGGGAAUAGGUUUUGUCAAAAUGUCAGAUGUUCGCCUUUCCGACGCGACCGUGGAGAGGGUGGACGCGCCGCAGCAGGACAACGGCAAACCUCCGGUGCGCAGGGUCCUUUUUGGGAGACCCGACCCGAAUGAGAUACGCGACUGUGUGACUGCUUCCAUCGGGGAGGGCGUGCAAGCGUUUAAGGAGCGCUACAAUUUCGACCCGGACCUCGAGACGCCUCUUUCCGCGGGGAACUUCGAGUGGACGGUGGACCCCGGUGCACCGGAGUUCUUCUCCAGGCCGCCUCACGGGAGGAGACCGUUGCCCGCAGGGGCUGAAGGAAACCAGGCGCAGGAAGCCAACAAUCUCGCGGAGCAGUAAAGCCUAUGUGAAGGAGAGCGCAGAGAGAAGAGACAGCCCUCGCAAGCAGGCUCUCCUAUAGGAAGGCACGAGAGGCUGCACAAGCACUGAACAUGUACACUAUCAAGUUUUGGCACUCUUAUUGAUAUUCUUUUUUUAAUUCUUAAAUUGCCUCAGAAGCAGCAGACAAUGUAGCAAAAGUGUGCAUAUUGAUGACCCUCCCUUCCCCAUCGUUUGUGCUGUUUUUACUACCUAUGUUUUUAUAUGUAGCACAUAAAAAGCUAAAUGCUUUUCAUGCCUGUGUUUUUGGAUAAUAUGUGUGAAUUUUGACACGGGUGGUGGAGUGGUUUAGUUGCAGCGCAAUUUCCACCUCCCCCCCUAAAAUAUUUCAAGUGGUCAUGUUAUGUUGUAAUUAUUCAGGUCUUUUUUUUUUAAAUGCAUAUUUCAACAGUCAUCAGGGUUGUAUGGAAACUUAAAUGUCUUCCUUUUUGUUCUGGCUCUUCCAUGGGAACAGCCACAAAAGACAACGUUUACAUGAGAAUCUCUAUGUCCCCCUUUUUUAUUUCAUCCUGUUGUUUUUUGUUUUUUUUUCCCCAGAGAUUUGCCAAAGUGUGCCUUUUUUUUUGGUUUGGGGGAUGGACAGUUGAGCAAUAUUCGACCAAAUUUGCCAAUAAGAAUCCUAAGAAAUUUUAUUAUUUGAAUGCACCCCUGAGUGAUGAACAGUCCAGAUUCAAAAGAUAGAUAAAUAAAUAAAUAAAUCACUGGGCUACUUAUGCAAAUAUGUGAAAUUCAUGUGGAACAUGUAAAUUGCACUAUUAUUCCUCAUUUUUGUGUGGGCAGAACAACAAAAGCGCCCUCUCUGAAGUGGACCUCUGUGCCUUUUUUUUUUUUUUUUUUUUUUUUGGAAAAACACUGAAAAAAGUAUACUAACUUAUUUAUGUUGUGUGUGUGUGUGUGUGUGUGUGUAUGGCUUUCCCAAAGCGACGUUUUUUUGUAAAUAUAUUUUAAUCAUUUGAAAAAGGUAAAUAAACGGUUGUACAUCA
Molecule: messenger RNA, 1673 nt
Organism: Nerophis lumbriciformis (worm pipefish)
Lineage: Eukaryota; Metazoa; Chordata; Actinopteri; Syngnathiformes; Syngnathidae
Product: cyclin-dependent kinase inhibitor 1B-like
Biological process (GO): negative regulation of mitotic cell cycle; negative regulation of cell population proliferation; G1/S transition of mitotic cell cycle
Cellular component (GO): nucleus; cytoplasm
Molecular function (GO): cyclin-dependent protein serine/threonine kinase inhibitor activity; protein-folding chaperone binding
Source: RefSeq, a predicted model, not a curated record